AAAUUCAACAGCUCGCUCUUCUCUUCGCUAUCCACCAACUAUGCCCCCUCAAGGCUCAAAGCACCAAUGCCAGCUUGGACGCGUUUUGCGUCAAGCAUGCCACGCCCAUACAGGUUUCACGUCGGUGCUAGCUGGAUAGCCAAACCACCAGAGCCUCGCUCGCGAAAGAAGGUCAAGCCUUUUCCUGGUGACAGCCCAAUAGGUCUAUGGAGGAACGAAACACUAUCUAGGGCAAGCUCCAGCUCUAGCAAGGAUGCCGGCGAAGAUUUCUUUUAUGUCCAGGAUAUGCGAAAUCAAUCGGGCGUAUCCUUGGGAGUGGCAGAUGGCGUCGGCGGGUGGGCUGAAAGCGGCGUGGACCCUUCACUCUUUUCCCAAGCUUUAAUGUAUCAUGCACAUCGAUACUCUUCAAGUGCGUGGCCAGGUGAGCCGGAGAUCGACCCAACACAAGAAUAUGAAGAGCGCGAAGAAGUGGAGGGCUGGGAGUUACUACCUGGGAAUUGCAUGCAGCUAGCGCUUGAAGGUGUCCUGCGAGAGCGGGCAGUGCUGGCAGGCUCUAGCACUGCGUGCAUAGUCAAUCUCAAUGCGUCAUCGGGAAUCCUUCGGGCUGCUAAUCUGGGAGAUAGCGGUUUCAUGAUCAUUCGAUCGUCUACAGUCUUUUACCGACAAAAAUCUCAGACUCACUUUUUUAACUGCCCGAGACAACUUGCCAAACUUCCCAUACGUGCGGACUCAGACGCGAUGGACUAUCCGUCAGACGCCGACAUAUACGAAACAAAGCUCAGAGAUGGAGACAUUAUCGUAGCAUAUACCGACGGGCUUUCUGAUAACGUUUUUAACAACGAGAUUACCGCCAUAUGCAGCCUAGUCUCCCGGGCCGGUGGACCCGAAGACAUGCAAGUGCAAACGAUGGCAGAUCGAACAGCAGAGUUUGCUCGAGCAUGUAUGGUAAAUCGCACACGCGUCAGUCCAUUUGAAAAGGCUGCUGCUAGAGAAGGCUUCUAUUUCCGAGGGGGGAAACUAGAUGACGUUACAGUUUUAGUGGCCUUGGUACGGGAAGUACUUUAAUGUGCUAGAUUUACCCCAAAGGUCAGGUUUGUUACAUGGUCAUGGCUGCCCAGAGCAUACAUCACUUUACAUAGAAUAGCCACGCCCUAACUUUGCUGCAUGUUGGAUGUAAUUUCUUUGUCCCUUAUGCGCCUACCGGACUUAUACCAGCCACUUUUAUUUUC
Molecule: messenger RNA, 1229 nt
Organism: Heterobasidion irregulare TC 32-1
Lineage: Eukaryota; Fungi; Basidiomycota; Agaricomycetes; Russulales; Bondarzewiaceae
Exons: 11
Coding region: 67-1065 (332 amino acids)
Source: RefSeq, a predicted model, not a curated record